Mastomys coucha (southern multimammate mouse) is the source of this 4035-nucleotide messenger RNA. It is a transcript of the gene Pcmtd1, whose product is annotated as protein-L-isoaspartate (D-aspartate) O-methyltransferase domain containing 1. The record is from RefSeq and is a predicted model, not a curated record. Gene Ontology annotation, biological process: protein modification process. Gene Ontology annotation, cellular component: cytoplasm. The transcript has 6 exons. The coding region runs from base 195 to 1268 and encodes 357 amino acids. Gene Ontology annotation, molecular function: protein-L-isoaspartate (D-aspartate) O-methyltransferase activity. Lineage: Eukaryota; Metazoa; Chordata; Mammalia; Rodentia; Muridae.
GCUCGUGACGCGGGGGCUGGGACGGGGCUUCGGGGACGGAGCGGGCGCUGCUGCGGUGUGAGCGUCUUCUGCGUCUUCGGUUUAAUUUAUUUUUGGAAAUCAAGUUCAAUAUUAAAAAGAAAAAGCACACAUUAUUGGAAGCCAUUUCUACUAAUUCAUUACAUUUUAACUUAUGAUUUGAUUUGAAUACUGUCAUGGGAGGAGCUGUGAGUGCUGGGGAAGAUAAUGAUGACUUAAUUGAUAACCUUAAAGAAGCUCAGUACAUCCGAACUGAAAGCGUAGAGCAAGCCUUCAGAGCCAUUGACCGCGGAGAUUACUAUCUGGAAGGCUACAGAGACAAUGCGUACAAAGACUUAGCCUGGAAGCACGGGAACAUACACUUGUCAGCACCUUGCAUUUAUUCUGAAGUUAUGGAAGCUUUGAAACUUCAACCAGGAUUAUCUUUUCUUAACCUGGGAAGUGGAACCGGAUAUUUAAGUACAAUGGUGGGCUUAAUUUUAGGUCCCUUUGGAAUAAAUCAUGGGAUUGAACUUCAUUCAGAUGUGGUGGAGUAUGCCAAGGAAAAACUGGAGAGCUUCAUCAAAAACAGUGAUAGCUUUGAUAAAUUUGAAUUCUGUGAACCCGCAUUUGUGGUGGGUAAUUGCCUUCAGAUAGCAUCUGACAGUCAUCAGUAUGAUCGAAUUUACUGUGGAGCUGGAGUCCAGAAAGACCACGAAAACUACAUGAAGAUCUUACUCAAAGUUGGGGGCAUAUUGGUCAUGCCUAUAGAGGAUCAGUUGACACAGAUUAUGCGGACUGGACAAAAUACUUGGGAAAGUAAAAAUAUCCUUGCGGUUUCCUUUGCACCACUAGUACAACCUAGUAAGAAUGAUAAUGGCACACCAGACUCUGUGGGGCUCCCCCCAUGUGCUGUCAGGAAUCUCCAAGACUUGGCUCGUAUUUACAUUCGACGUACACUUAGAAACUUCAUAAAUGAUGAAAUGCAGGCCAAGGGGAUUCCACAAAGAGCUCCACCCAAGAGGAAAAGAAAGAGAGUUAAACAGAGAAUUAAUACUUACGUAUUUGUGGGUAAUCAGCUUAUCCCUCAGCCUCUUGACAGUGAAGAGGAUGAAAAAAUGGAAGAAGACAGCAAAGAAGAAGAGGAGAAAGAUCACAGCGAAGCCAUGAAGCGUGAGGAGCCACCUCAGAACCUACUGAGGGAAAAGAUAAUGAAGCUGCCACUCCCGGAGUCUUUAAAGGCUUACUUGACAUAUUUUCGAGACAAAUAACUUAAAUAAGGAAGAAUGCCUACUGAUAAACUCCCUCACUCUUGUAAAUGUAGUAUUAAUUAGAAGUUAGGGCAUUACUUCAUUAGAAUGAAUUAUUGCAGAAAAAAGCAUAAAUUAUUUCUCUUAAUGACAGAAAUGAUGUAUUCAGUGAUUUAAAAGAGUCUCUUUCCUAAAAUCUAUUUUUCUUAAAUCUUGAAGAAUUACUGUUUUGAUCUCAAAGUAGAAUGGAUCAAUAAGAACUUUGUAUACAGUACUCUUUCUGGUUCUUCAUGGAUUUGUAGUAUUGGAGAUUGAAUUUCAUUCUGUAAGAGGUUGAUACAUUGUCAUACACAUAGGCUUUUUUAAAUUGCGGUUUUUCCGUUAUUUGAGCUUGCUUAUCUAAUAAGGAAAGCAAAUGCCUGUAGACUUAUUUACCUUACUUUUGUUCUAGACAUAUACCGGCAACAUAUGGGUGCAAUACUAAUUCAAGAUACUGAAUAAUUUAGCUUUAAAAACCACAGACUUCAUGAAAUUUUACAGACCUGAAACUUAAGCUUUUGAAUCUAUUGCCAAAAGGCAUGGGGAAAAUUUCUGCUUCUCUCAUAGAGAUUUUAAGAGCACAGCUAGUGAAUGUUAAAGUAGGAAGUGGCUACUUGACACAACUAGUUUGUAUGGGCCCUUUGUGUUCUCAGUAUUCAAAGAUAAUGAGGUUAUCUUAACUGUAGAAUUUUAAGCGGUAGUAUAUUUAGGAUUGCUUUUCUAUAAAUAACUAUAAAGUAUUAGGUUUGAAAAGGCAUUCAUUGUCUCAUUUGCCUCUAGAUGCAGACAGUGAGUAAGCCAUGUUAAGUGACCACCACUUCUUAGGGACCUCCAGCAGCAGGGGAAUGAUAUGGUCAGUUGAGGCAUUUUAGCAGUGGAACUUUUCAUUAAGCAGAUAUUUAUCUUUGACAAGGUAGGCCACACUGGCCUCAUCUGCUCUGAAUCUUUCUAAUAUAAAAAGCAAUGGAAGUUGUAUGCAGAGGCCUUUGUGUUAAAGUUUGCUUCAGAAUCAGACUGGGAUCUCUGGACCCAUACCAAGCUCAUUUGCCUUCAUUCUGUAUUUUGUUUCUUUGGUAAAAUGAUAAUGAUUUUCACUUUUUGCUUAAUACUACAUUCUUAAGCUACAUAGGGUAUCAGUGACAUAACAAGCAGUGCAUGCUGUUACUAGAUCUUUCCUCCUAGUAGGGCCUGUGGUUAUUUCUUGUUAAGAAGCUGUGAGAUGUGACCUACUUAGUACUUAGCAUCACGCGGAAGGGAAGAUCUCAAGCGUCUCACUUAUUCUCACCACAUGCCUGUCAGAGCAGCCACUCAGAUUCGCAUAAGAAAAUACAAUCAUGAUGAUUCAAAUAGUUUACAACUCAGGUCCAAUAAUUCUGUAUAGGUGAUCAGUUAAAACAGUUUAAACAUGAAAUUGAUCCAAAUAAUAAUCUUUUAAUAAUUUGAGUGUCAGUAUUAUGGAAAAAAUUCGUUUGACUCUUGUAGAAUGGGCCAAGAAAGGAAAAAGAUUCCUUUUGCUCCAUGAGGUGGUACUGGGGAUUAAACUAGGACCAGGACGUCAUGCAUGCUAGGCAAGUACUCUACAAAUGAGAUAUAUCCCUAGACCAACAUACUCUAUUGUUCUGUUUAAAAAUUUGUUUAAGAAUUUUACUCUUGAAUUCCUGAUACCCACAUAGUCUUAUCUGGGAAGACUUUUCAUUUAUUUUCUGUUCUGUCACCCACAUCUCUUUAUUUUUUUCUUAAGAGCUUGAUGUACAGAUAUCUGAAAAUAUGUAAUGCUCAGUGAUCUUAUUAUUUAGGAGUGUUUUGCUGGUAUAUUUAAAGAUAGAUUAUUUUAUGCUGUCUUCUGUUUAUUUUGACAAAUUGUACAGUAGAUUGUAUUGAUCAUUGCAUUUGUUGUCUUUGAAAUGUAUAUUUUGUCUUUUUAAAUUCAUUUAUUUUUCAGGUAUGGCUUUAUGGUUGACUUUUAAAGGUAGGGAUAGAUGAAAAUUUAAGGAAAGCCAUCUAUUAACUCAGAUGCAUUAGAUUAAGAAUAUUUGGGUUUGGGCUUGUUUUUGAGUGUGGAAAGUUAUGCUUUAUAAGUAAACAAAUAGCAAAUACAGAUGAAAUAAAAAUAAAUGAAAGAAAAUAAAGAAGAAAAAAACUAGGAAAAUGAAACAAUAAACAAAAAUGUAAGUGAAAGUAAGCCAUAUGUGAUGGCUACCGCCUGUGAUCAGCGCUCAAGAGGCUGAGGCAGGAGGUGUACUACAAACUUGAGGCAUCUGUGGUUUCAGAGUGACUUUGAAGCCCAUUUGGGCCACGGAGUAAGACCAAGUUUUGUUCUUCAGAGAACAUAAACAAAAGAAAGUAUAUGAUAAUUAUAGGGAAUAGUCUCAUGGACUUACAUAUAGGCAAAAAUACAUUUAAGUUUAUAUUUUGAAGACAACAAAGAGUGCUUGAGUGGAGGUGUGUGGUGCUUAAGUCGUGCAGAAGAUUGGAGAUAAGGCCUGAAGGAACAUCCACCAUCCCUGAAAUCCCUAGGAUCUGGGAGUGACACCAUAGCUGCUAAGGGUCUAAUUUAAAUCUGUCCUAUUCACUGGUCAACAUAUUGGACUCUGGUGUUAAUAUAAUUUUAAAAUAGCAUACAUGGUUAAAAUAAAAUACAGAAAAUGUAUUGAUUAUUUGAGAUGAAAGUAAAAGAAGACCUGCUAAAUCAUUGGGCAACUUGGGAAGAAAAUCAUUUUAAAUAAACAGAUCACAUCAUUACACAGCA